AGGAAGGAGCAACUCCCAUGAUGCACAUAUACUUUUGGAUGGUCGGUUUUCUGCACUAAUUUUGAGCUUCAUUUCUCCAAGAAAACACCCCUUUCUUUUUUCAUUCUUUGUUCAAUCAUUGCCACUCUGCUAAAAAGGGUCAGUUCCUCUCUGCUUCAUAUAUGGAUCUUGUUUGCUGAUUUGUUCUCUUUCUGCAUAUUCAAGAUUUGAGCUUUGAGUUGAUCUUUGCAGGUGACAGAUAAUCUUUCUUGGUGAAGUUCUUUCUUGAUUGUAAUUUCUUGGGUACUUCAUAGAAGUUAAAAAGUUGCAAUCUUUACCUGUUUGGGAUUAACCUGAGCUAGUUUCUUGGUUCUUGAAUUCAUAUGGGAGACUGUGAAUCUUCAGUCCCCCUAAUGGAAGAAGAAGAAAACCUGAUAGCUGCUGCACAGAACAUUGUGAAAGCGUUGGGGUCAAAUAGGACUUUAACGGAUGAUGCCAGGAAAAUUUUGGCUGAUCUAGGCUCCCAAUUGUCUUCUAUAACUAGAGUGAGUGAACCCGAAGAUGAGGGAGCUGGUGAAAUUGAGGAGCAGCUUAUUGAGCUGGAGGAGGAGCUUAAUUUAGUGCAGAGUAAAGUCAUGAACUGGGAGGUGGGUAAGUCAAUGAUAUGGGAUUGUGGCCAGGAAGAAGCUUAUGAGUAUUUGAGAUAUGUGGAUCAAGGUCGAAAAUUGAUUGAGAGAUUGGAGAGUUUGAACUUGGUUAAAGGUGGUAAAGAAGAUGAGCUUCUGCGUAGGGCUCAUGAUCUUCUGCAAACAGCAAUGAAUCGUCUCGAGGAGGAGUUUACUCAUUUGCUUGUUCACAACAGGCAGCCUUUUGAGCCGGAGCAUAUGUCUUUUCGUUCCAGUGAAGACGAUACGUUGGAUGAUGGCUCAAUUGUGUCGUUUGGGGAUGACUCGAUUGAGGAUGUGGUUCAAAGAGAUAGCAUGAGUAGGAGUUCAGGGGAGUACAUCAUUGAACUGGUGCAUCCAGAUGUUAUUCCUGACCUAAGAUGCAUUGCCAAUUUGAUGUUUGAUUCAAAUUAUGGCCGGGAAUGUUCUCAAGCAUUUAUCAAUGUCAGAAAAGAUGGCUUGGAUGAUUGCCUCUUCAUUCUUAAAGUAGAGAAGUUGAGCAUCGAGGAUGUAUUGAAGAUGGAAUGGAACUCGUUGAACUCCAAAAUCAGGAGGUGGAUACGGGCUAUGAAGAUCUUUGUGCGCAUUUAUCUUGCCAGUGAAAAAUGGCUAAGUGAUCAGAUUUUUAGCGAGCUGGAAGCAGUUGGUUCAGUUUGCUUUGCUGAGGCCUCGAAAGCUUCAAUCUUGCAGCUUCUGAACUUUGGUGAAGCCAUAGCUAUUGGCCCUCAUCAACCGGAGAAAUUGAUUAGGAUUCUUGACAUGUAUGAGGUGCUUGCAGAUCUUAUCCCAGAUAUUGAUGCUAUGUACUCUGAGGAGGUGGGGUUAUGCGUUAGAAGAGAGUGCCAAGAUAUUCUUAGAAGCUUGGGUGAUUGUGCAAAGGCAACCUUUCUGGAAUUUGAAAAUGCUGUUGCUUCCAGCAUAUCAGCCAACCCUUUUCCUGGUGGCGGGAUACACCAUCUCACGAGGUAUGUCAUGAACUACAUGAAAACUCUUAUUGAUUAUAGCAAGACACUUGAUGAGCUUCUGAAGGGCCAUGAGAAGGAAGAUUCAGUGACCAUUUUACCAGACAUGACUCCUGAUAGAGAAGAAGAUAACACAGACAGACGCUGUUACAUUUCUCCGCUGGCUCAACAUUUUCGAUCCUUCACUUCAAUCUUGGAAUGCAACCUUGAGGAUAAGGCCAGGUUAUACAAGGAUGAGUCACUAGGUCACCUUUUCUUAAUGAAUAAUAUUCAUUACAUGGCUGAAAAGGUGAAGAAUUCCAAUCUAAGAACAAUACUAGGUGAUGGUUGGAUCCGAAAACAUAAUUGGAAAUUCCAACAUCAUGCAAUGAGCUAUGAGAGAGCUACUUGGAGCUCUAUCCUCUCUUUCCUCAGAGAUGAAGGGCUAUAUAAUCCAGGCUCGAAUUCUAUCUCGAGAUCUCUUCUCAAGGAGAGACUAAACAACUUUUAUCUCUCAUUUGAGGAUGUCUACAAGAGCCAGACAGGAUGGUCUAUCCCAGACAGUCAACUUCGUGAAGAUCUUCGAAUCUCAACAUCACUCAAGGUUAUCCAGGGAUACAGGACAUUUGUUGGAAGACACACCAACCAUAUAAGCGACAAGCACAUAAGGUAUACUGCGGACGAUUUGGAGAAGUUCCUUUUGGAUCUCUUUGAGGGAUCUCUAAGAUCUGUACAUGGUUCCCACAGGAAGUGAGCUUCAUAUGCUAAUCAGGGAUUUCUUCCAAAGGAAAUCAAGAUUCUUAAUCCUCAAUCAUCAUACUAGUUUACAUUUAGAUAUAUCUAUUUUUGUAAUCUAAAUGAAUUCAUAACUUCUUGAAUGUAGAAAUUUGGUGUUGUGUGCAAAAAGGUCAAUGCCAUGUACUU
This is a messenger RNA of Solanum verrucosum, 2509 nucleotides long. Its product is annotated as exocyst complex component EXO70E2. The coding region runs from base 363 to 2339 and encodes 658 amino acids. Lineage: Eukaryota; Viridiplantae; Streptophyta; Magnoliopsida; Solanales; Solanaceae. Gene Ontology annotation, cellular component: exocyst. The transcript has 2 exons. Gene Ontology annotation, molecular function: phosphatidylinositol-4,5-bisphosphate binding. The record is from RefSeq and is a predicted model, not a curated record. Gene Ontology annotation, biological process: exocytosis.